CCGGCGGAAGCGCGGUUCCAGUUCCGGGUGAGCGGCUGCGAGGAGCCGUUCUUAGCGGCCGCCGCUCGACUCUGUCCCGGCCUCGGCCCGCCGCCACCGCCACCAUGUCGGUCCCCAGCGCCCUCAUGAAGCAGCCGCCGAUCCAGUCCACGGCGGGCGCCGUGCCCGUCCGCAACGAGAAGGGUGAGCUCUCCAUGGAGAAGGUGAAGGUGAAGCGGUACGUGUCGGGGAAGCGACCCGACUACGCGCCCAUGGAGUCCUCGGAGGAGGAGGACGAGGAGUUCCAGUUCAUCAAGAAGGCGAAGGAGCAGGAGGUGGAGCCCGAGGAGCAGGAGGAGGAGCUCGCCAACGACCCCCGGCUCCGGCGCCUCCAGAACCGCAUCGCCGAAGAUGUGGAGGAGCGGCUGGCGAGACACCGUAAAAUCGUGGAGCCCGAAGUGGUUGGAGAAAGUGAUUCAGAGGUGGAGGGGGAAGCUUGGCGCCUGGAGCGGGAGGACACCAGCGAAGAGGAAGAGGAAGAGAUUGAUGAUGAGGAGAUCGAGCGUCGGCGCGGGAUGAUGCGUCAGCGAGCGCAGGAGAGGAAAACCGAGGAGAUGGAAGUGAUGGAGUUGGAAGAUGAGGGUCGAUCCGGAGAAGAAUCCGAGUCAGAGUCCGAGUACGAGGAGUACACGGACAGCGAGGAUGAAAUGGAGCCGCGUCUCAAACCUGUCUUCAUCCGCAAGAAGGACCGGAUCACAGUUCAGGAGCGAGAAGCAGAAGCUCUGAAGCAGAAGGAGCUGGAGCAGGAGGCAAAGAGGCUGGCGGAGGAGAGGCGCAAGUACACACUCAAGGUGCUGGGGGCGGGCUGGGGGUUGUGCAGGGGGGCAGUUGGUACAGCAAGCUUAGCUCAGUCGUUACUGCAGAUCGUAGAAGAGGAAGCGAAGAAGGAGCUGGAGGAGAACAAGCGUUCACUGGCAGCACUGGAUGCACUUGAUACAGAUGAUGAGAACGACGAGGAGGAGUACGAGGCCUGGAAAGUACGCGAGCUGAAGCGUAUCAAACGGGACCGUGAGGAACGGGAAGCCAUGGAGAAGGAGAAGGCAGAGAUCGAGCGCAUGCGGAAUCUGACAGAGGAGGAGCGCCGCGCCGAGCUUCGGGCCAACGGCAAGGUCAUCACCAACAAGGCGGUGAAGGGCAAAUACAAGUUCCUGCAGAAGUACUACCACCGUGGCGCCUUCUUCAUGGAUGAGGACGAGGAGGUGUACAAGAGGGACUUCAGUGCCCCGACCCUCGAGGACCACUUCAACAAGACCAUCCUGCCCAAAGUCAUGCAGGUCAAGAACUUCGGGCGUUCAGGGCGGACAAAGUACACGCACUUGGUGGACCAGGAUACCACCUCCUUCGACUCUGCCUGGGGCCAGGAGAGCGCGCAGAACACCAAGUUCUUCAAGCAGAAAGCAGCGGGCGUACGGGAUGUCUUUGAGAGACCCUCGGCCAAGAAGCGAAAAACCACUUAAGGGAGCGGGCAGGAAGGCAUGGCGCGGCUGACGGCCAGGCAGGAGGGCACUUCUCUGCCAGCUGCCGGAGCCUGGGCAGGGACAGGAGGGACUCAGCGCUGUGCAGGACUCGUGUGGCAACAAGCCCUUCCUCUGCCCGUGCCACGCCUGCCCUGUCAACGCGGUGCCCUGCUCCUGGCGCUGCUGAGACCUGGCAGGCUCCCUGCCCGGGCGCUGUAGAGGACAAUGGCCUGUCCGUGCUGGCCAGGCCCGUGGCCGCCCUGAGGCUUCGGCAGCAUCCGACAGGGCUGUGUGGGAGCGCGUCUAACACCCCUGGCUCCAGUGCACCCACUUUGGGAGGAAUUAAGAGACUUUUAUACCCAUCUGGGCCACAGCAUCUCCCUGUUGCUUGUACCUUCCCCCUUGUCAGUUUGGGCCCUUUUUCAGUGCGGAACAGCGGUGACCCCGUUUCUGCAGGGCUUGGCUUUUCUACCUGAGGGGGGGGGGUUGCUGAUUUGAUUAAAGCAGUUGUUUUCUUA
Messenger RNA from Aquila chrysaetos chrysaetos, 2014 nucleotides. RefSeq names its product microfibril associated protein 1 (gene MFAP1). The coding region runs from base 105 to 1496 and encodes 463 amino acids. Gene Ontology annotation, molecular function: RNA binding. NCBI's taxonomy places the organism in Eukaryota, Metazoa, Chordata, Aves, Accipitriformes, Accipitridae. The record is from RefSeq and is a predicted model, not a curated record. The transcript has 8 exons. Gene Ontology annotation, cellular component: U2-type spliceosomal complex. Gene Ontology annotation, biological process: mRNA splicing, via spliceosome.